AUGGCUAGAGGGCUAAAUAUUCUGAAGGCCAAACUGCCCAAGGCCCCAACGGGAAGGAGGCCGAUCGGCUAUAGAGGAAACCACCAACAUGGAAAGUCCCUGUAUGACCCAGUUUACCCCACGACGAAGAUCCCAGCGAGCCUCGUUCCGCGCUACCCGAUAGACUGGCGAAACGGAGGCAGGUUCCUCCUUUGCGUUGGUCUCAGGAGAAUCGAAAACCGCAUAAUAAAACGGAUGAAGCAGAGUCAGGAUUUCAAUCGACCGGAAUGUAAGACGUGUAAUCACGACUGCAUAGCAACUUACAACCGCUGCCUAUGUGCCUGGUAUUGUAAAGACAAAUUUAGGCACGUCUACCAGUGUGAUGAGGUGUUAUUACAAUAUAAGGGAGAAACCCAAACGGAUAAGCCGCUCUUUACUGUCCCUAGGUGGGUGGCCAACAGGAACUCCGAAAGGGGAAUUGAAUAUGUGUUCGAUCAGAAGACGGGGCGGUUUGAAAAUGCCCAGGGGGAAGAAGACAUGUAUAAGCUCUUUUAUAGGAAGCUGCAAUAUGGAGGUGACUCCAAUCAGUAUGAUGUUGCGGGGGGUAGUAGAACUGGCAAAUGUGCCACUGGCGAACGUGCCAGUAACAACCCCACAGAGGAGGAGCAGCUCUCUGGUUCGGACUCUGACAUGACAGACAGCGAUGAGGAGGGGUAG
This is a messenger RNA of Plasmodium coatneyi, 696 nucleotides long. RefSeq lists its product as uncharacterized. The record is from RefSeq and is a predicted model, not a curated record. NCBI's taxonomy places the organism in Eukaryota, Apicomplexa, Aconoidasida, Haemosporida, Plasmodiidae. The coding region runs from base 1 to 696 and encodes 231 amino acids. The transcript has 3 exons.